AUGUCGGCUGAGGAAAACCAGGCCGGUUGCAAAAUGGUGUGUAAUGAAGCACUGCAUGGGCCAUGCAAAAGUAGUGCCUCGGCGUAUGCCGGUCAUUCUUCUUUUGCAAGGGCUCAACUUCAUGCGCUCUUGGCGUCCAUAUCCGACAGGAUAGAGAUGCACGACAACAUUUGCGAGCAGCGGAACAACUGGAACCACCUCCUCCUCAGCUCCAUCAACAUGAUGACCUUAACCGCCACGACGAUCUCCGGGCUUUCCGUGAUCGUCUCCGCCUUGGGAGGACCAACAACUUCAUCCUCGAGUUCUGCGCUCUUGGCUUUGAAAUUGUGUUCUGCCUUGUUGUUCUCUGCGGCGACAGGGAUGUCGCUCGUGGUGAACAAGAUCCAGCCCUCGCAACUAGCCGAAGAGCAGCGCAACUCCGUGAGAUUGUUCAAGCAACUGUACAGUGAGGUCGAGUCGAGGCUCGAUGUUCUUGGCGAUUCAGUGACAGAGGCUGACGUGCAGGAAAUAAUGGAGAAGAUCUUGGCUCUCGAUAAAGCCUACCCUCUUCCCUUGCUCGGAUCGAUGCUCAACAAAUUUCCCGGGAAAUUCGAGCCAGCCAUUUGGUGGCCUAUUUCAAGUGAUGAGGAUGAUAAUCAAGCAAAAGAGAGGGAUCCUUCCUGCGAGGAAAGAGAAAAGAUAGAUGAUCUUCUGAAAAAUGCAAUACAGAUAAAUAAUGGGUGGAGUGAGGAGCUGGAAAUCGAAAUGAGAGCUGUUCUUCAAGUGCUGAAAAGGAAAGACUCCGAGGACUACAUAAGGCUAGGGAAUCUGGCACUGAACAUCAACAAGGCCUUGGCCAUCUCGGGGCCUUUGCUAACCGGGAUUGCGGCCCUCAGCUCCGUGCUCAUGGGGCCCACAGGCGGGCCGUGGGCGGCGCUGGCGGCUGUUGCCAGCGGCGCAAUGGCUGGGGCGGUCAACAGUUUCGAGCAUGGUUGUCAGGUGGGCAUGGUGGUGGAGAUGUACAGGAACUGCGCAGGGUUCUUCAGGCUUCUGGAGGAAUCAAUUGAAUCCACGUUGGUGGAGAGAGAGGUGCAAAGAAGAGAAAAUGGGGAGAUGUUCAGAUUGAAGGUGGCUCUCAAGUUGGGAAGGAGCUUGUCGCAGCUCAGAGAUUUAGCAAGAAAAUCCACUUCCUCGAGAGAUUAUGGGACCAAUGUGGAUGAAUUUGCGAGCAAGCUUUUCUGA
Molecule: messenger RNA, 1221 nt
Organism: Rhodamnia argentea
Lineage: Eukaryota; Viridiplantae; Streptophyta; Magnoliopsida; Myrtales; Myrtaceae
Product: probable F-box protein At4g22030
Exons: 1
Coding region: 1-1221 (406 amino acids)
Source: RefSeq, a predicted model, not a curated record